This is a messenger RNA of Balaenoptera acutorostrata (minke whale), 1340 nucleotides long. RefSeq names its product triosephosphate isomerase 1 (gene TPI1). The record is from RefSeq and is a predicted model, not a curated record. The coding region runs from base 1 to 861 and encodes 286 amino acids. Gene Ontology annotation, molecular function: triose-phosphate isomerase activity. Gene Ontology annotation, cellular component: cytosol. NCBI's taxonomy places the organism in Eukaryota, Metazoa, Chordata, Mammalia, Artiodactyla, Balaenopteridae. Gene Ontology annotation, biological process: glycerol catabolic process; glyceraldehyde-3-phosphate biosynthetic process; glycolytic process. The transcript has 7 exons.
AUGGCAGAGGACGCGGGGGGGGCGGAGUUCUGCCUCUCCGCGCUCUAUAUAAGCGGCCAGUGGCAGCAGCUGCGCGCUGCUCCUGACCUUCAGUGUGCCGGCUUCAUCGCAAUGGCGCCCUCCAGGAAGUUCUUCGUGGGGGGGAACUGGAAGAUGAACGGGCGGAAGAACAAUCUGGGGGAGCUCAUCAACACUCUGAACGCGGCCAAGGUGCCGGCCGACACCGAGGUGGUUUGCGCACCCCCCACCGUCUUCAUUGACUUCGCCCGGCAGAAGCUAGAUCCCAAGAUUGCAGUGGCUGCGCAGAACUGCUACAAAGUGGCUAAUGGGGCCUUUACGGGGGAGAUCAGCCCUGGCAUGAUCAAAGACUGUGGAGCCACGUGGGUGGUCCUGGGGCACUCGGAGAGAAGGCAUGUCUUUGGGGAGUCAGAUGAGCUGAUUGGGCAGAAGGUGGCUCACGCCCUGGCAGAGGGACUUGGAGUAAUCGCCUGCAUUGGGGAGAAGCUAGAUGAGAGGGAAGCUGGCAUCACUGAGAAGGUCGUUUUCGAGCAAACCAAGGUCAUCGCAGAUAAUGUGAAGGACUGGGGCAAGGUUGUCCUGGCCUAUGAGCCUGUGUGGGCCAUUGGUACUGGCAAGACUGCGACACCCCAACAGGCCCAGGAAGUACACGAAAAGCUCCGGGGAUGGCUUAAGUCCAACAUCUCUGAUGCAGUGGCUCAGAGCACCCGCAUCAUUUAUGGGGGUUCUGUGACUGGGGCAACCUGCAAGGAGCUGGCAAGCCAGCCUGAUGUGGAUGGCUUCCUUGUGGGGGGUGCUUCCCUCAAGCCUGAAUUCGUGGACAUCAUCAAUGCCAAACAAUAAGCCCCGCCCAUCUCUGCUACCCUUCCUGCUGAGACAGGGACUAGGUAGCUCAGAAGCCCAGUAACUGUACUGCUCCCCGACCUUCACACGUGCUUCUGAUGGUGUCACCUGCUGCCUCUUGUGGCCUAAUCCAAAGUGUACCUCUUCCUUUACCGUUUACACCCUACCCUGUAAUGGUUGGGACCAGGCCACUCCUGCUUCCACUUACUGUAACAGUUGGAACUAAACCUGUCACCAAGGUGGCUUUUCCUUGGCUGAGAGGUGGGAGGGGUGUUUGCUUAUGGGUCCCCUCAGUCCCCAGUGCAGGCAGGAGAAAGACCCCGUCCUGUCCCAUCUCACGCCACGAGGGCAGGGGCUGAGAGAAAGCCCUGUCCUCUGCUGAGGCCGGGGUGCUGCUCCCUGCCAUGGUGCCGAUGCCUGUGUGUGUUGUGUCUGUGAGCAGUCCUGCGUGUGCGGGAAAUAAACACCUGGCACUAAGA